Molecule: messenger RNA, 2824 nt
Organism: Siniperca chuatsi (mandarin fish)
Lineage: Eukaryota; Metazoa; Chordata; Actinopteri; Centrarchiformes; Sinipercidae
Gene: ldhd
Product: lactate dehydrogenase D
Exons: 10
Coding region: 65-1645 (526 amino acids)
Biological process (GO): lactate catabolic process
Cellular component (GO): mitochondrion
Molecular function (GO): D-lactate dehydrogenase (cytochrome) activity; FAD binding; D-lactate dehydrogenase (NAD+) activity
Source: RefSeq, a predicted model, not a curated record
UACCGGAAGUCGUGUAUUUGUCAUGCCCCAGAUUCAGUGACAUUAGUCCGGUGCAGGGUAAAUAAUGUUGUUUGGCUUGACACUGAGCCGUAGGCUGCUGUCUCAUCGGCACUGCGUCCUGCAGUGUCGCAACAUUAAAUCAGAAAACACAGUCAGAAGUGCUGCUCUGGACAGCGUGCUCUCUGCAUUCAGGUCUAUAUGUGGUGAGGAUGGCGUCUUUUUGGGUGAAGCCGUCAGAGAGCAGCACGGCAAAGAUGAGUCUGUCCACAGAUGUCGUCCCCCAGAUGUUGUGCUGUUUCCUCGUUGUGUGGAGGAGGUCAGCGCCCUGGCUAAGGUGUGCCACAACCACCACCUUCCCAUCAUCCCCUUUGGCACUGGAACUGGCCUGGAGGGAGGGGUCGGCGCAGUGAAGGGUGGUGUGUGCUUCAGUCUGAGGAACAUGGACCAGGUUCUGGAUGUCCACCAGGAGGACUUUGAUGUGACAGUGGAGCCUGGUGUGACUCGGAAGGCCCUCAACGCCUACCUGCGAGACACCGGCCUAUGGUUUCCUGUUGAUCCUGGGGCAGAUGCGUCUCUGUGUGGUAUGGCCGCCACCAGUGCGUCUGGUACCAAUGCAGUGCGUUAUGGAACUAUGAGGGAAAACGUCUUAAACCUGGAGGUGGUGCUGGCUGAUGGGACUAUCAUACACACGGCUGGGAAGGGCCGACGUCCCAGGUACACAGUAGCCAUUUGCACCCUCAAAUAUGCAGUAUUGCCUAGGGCAGCUUGCACUUACCUUUCUUUUCUAUCUUUAUCAAUCUUCAGGAAAUCAUCAGCAGGCUACAACCUGACAAACCUGUUUGUGGGGUCAGAGGGCACCCUGGGGAUCAUCACCAAGACUACAUUGCGCCUAUACGGCAUCCCAGAGGCCAUGGUGUCAGCUGUCUGCUCUUUUCCCUCCAUCCAGGCUGCUGUAGACAGCACAGUACAGAUUCUACAAGCGGGAGUACCCAUCGCCCGCAUCGAGUUUCUGGAUGAUGUGAUGAUUGAUGCGUGCAACAGGUUCAGCUCUCUGUCCUACCCUGUGACCCCGACUCUGUUCCUGGAGUUCCACGGCUCUGAACGAAGCCUCGAGGAACAGGUCAACACAGCUGAGGACAUCACUCACAGUAAUGGUGGUUCAGAUUUUCAGUGGGCUAGAGAUGCAGAAACACGGGAUCGGUUGUGGAAAGCUCGUCAUGAUGCCUGGUACGCUGCUCUGGCUCUCAGACCUGGCUGCAAGGCCUACGCUACAGAUGUGUGUGUCCCUCUGUCUCGACUGCCUCAAAUCAUAGUGGAGACAAAGGAGGACCUGACUGAGAACAGACUUACAGGUCCCAUAGCAGGUCAUGUGGGUGAUGGUAACUUCCACUGUGUGAUGGUGGUGGACCCCGGUGACCCAGAAGAGCUGCACAAGGUCCACCUGUUCACUGAGAGACUGGCCAGGCGAGCCCUGGCCAUGGAUGGUACAUGUACAGGGGAGCACGGAGUGGGCUUAGGGAAGAGAGUGCUGCUGUGUGAGGAGAUGGGACCCAUGACUAUCCAGGUCAUGCAGGGUCUCAAGGACGCCCUUGACCCAAAGGACCUGAUGAAUCCUGGGAAAAUUCUGCAGCCUAGAGAACUAUAAACACUAUUUCAGUUUGAGGGAAAGUCACUAAACACAGAGAAUCUCAUCAUGAUUUGCUCACUGUUCAUGGCUUGAUCAGAGGCAUUUUUAGAGCAUAUUGCACACGAAGUAAUUCCUGUUAAAACAUGGCUUCUGGUUGAGACAUAACAGGCAGGGAUCACUCAAAAGUGAAAACUAGGAUAUCAGUAGGAAGACGUUUUUAAUGUGGGACAUAUAGGAUUGUACAUAAAUCUGUGCAGGUGUUACUGUGUGGUCACCAGUAAUAAUGCUCUCUUUUCCAGUUUGGAAAAGCAGUUAGCCUUUGAUCUAGAAAUUCAAGUGAAUCAAGAAAAUCAAGAAUGUUUUAAUUUGAAUGGAUUGUGGUGGCAGUUCAUUGCUAUCCUCCUCACUAUGUUGGAUUUUUCAUGCAAACCUACAUACAUUAAAUGAGGUUUGUUUUUGCCUGACUGACCUGCUAAAAAAAUAUAUCUAUUCCUUUAACUACCAAUAACAAUAACAAAAUACACCAUCAGUCCUUUGCAGACGACUGAUUUUGUCCAAACGUUUUGUUUUGAAAAUACAACAUUGUGUUGAAUCUGAAUCAGUUUUUUGUCUCUUCACUUUGUUUCUGCAUAUCUUGAUAAUUGAUUAUUUGAUAUCAAGCAAAAAUGCAAAUCUCUGGCUGAUUUGCUACUCUUGCGUAUUUCCCAAAAUGUCAAACUAUUCCUUUAAACAGUUUGGUGAAAUGUUCCCAUUUCCAUAGACACGUUUUCAUAUCUUGAACACCAAGUAGAUCAAGUAGAAGUUAAUUUUCAACUUUGCACUUGAUGUAUCAGGCUCUUCUUUCCCUUGACAUACAAUGGAAAUUUAUAAAGCUAUCUUUUUUGAGUUAAAAUGGCAGUAAGUUUAAAACAAGCCAUAUCAAUAAUAAGUCUGGUCUCACCUAUGUACCUGAUGUUAGAACCUACAGUAGCCUAAUUUUAUGACCUCUUUGAACUCAUCAACAUAUUUGGGAUCGACUGCACCAGAGCACAGAAAAUGGAGGUGACACAGCAGUGUAUUGUGACACUUGAUUAAUAUGAAGAAGUACAUCUUGGCAUCAGAGGGUAGCUACAAUACAGGAUGUGGAUUUUAGACAUAUUAAAAUUCCACUUUAUCUCCCUGUGGUAGUGAAACACUAAAUAAAGAAUAUUGAUGGAU